Messenger RNA from Nymphalis io (European peacock), 1238 nucleotides. It is a transcript of the gene mRpS31, whose product is annotated as 28S ribosomal protein S31, mitochondrial. Gene Ontology annotation, cellular component: mitochondrial small ribosomal subunit. Bases 125 to 1186 code for a protein of 353 amino acids. NCBI's taxonomy places the organism in Eukaryota, Metazoa, Arthropoda, Insecta, Lepidoptera, Nymphalidae. Gene Ontology annotation, molecular function: structural constituent of ribosome. The record is from RefSeq and is a predicted model, not a curated record. The transcript is spliced from 6 exons.
AAAUUGACAAUGACAGUUUAGGACUGAUCGAGUGGAAAAUAAUAAGUCUAAAGUAUAAACACAGAAAUUUAUGUAUCAUUUGAGUAUUCUUUAACCAAAUAUAUAAAUAGUUGCAAAAUAAAUAAUGCUUUCCAGGUUAAGAAUAAAACGAGAUAUAAAAUAUUUCGUGCGGUGUUUAUCGGAUAAACCUCCUUCGGGUCACGAUGGGAAUAAAUCAGAAAUAAAAACUAAAGAUAGCAAAGAACAAAAUAAAUCGAAUGAAGAUAGUACUGCCAAGAUUCAAGCUCUUCUGAAACUGAUGAUGUCUGAGCCUAAAAUAUCGGAAAGCGAAUACAGAGAACGGUUUGCUACUGCACCCGAAAGACAGAAAAAGCGUAAGCCUGAUGUAUUAGAAGUGAAAAUGGAAAAAAUCGAGGAAAAUAUCACCAAAGCGGCAAAUGAUGUUGCUCAAGCCAUCGGAGGAGAUGUCAAACAGACAGAAGCUGAACUGCUUUCUAAAGUUCUUGGCAAGAUAAACCAAACUUCAACAUCCCUCAGUGAUUUAAUAGUGGGAAUGAAAGUAGACAGAUCUAAAGACAGUGAUGAAACUGUAAUAAAAGAAACGAGAGGGCAACAAGUGAAACGCUUGAUGAAGCCGAGGGAAGGCACAGAAGACACUCGGUAUUCCCAAAGGCAACAGAAAAAAACAUUUGAAAAGAAAAGAAGUGUAUCUCAAUCCAUUUCUAUGGACAUAUUCAGCGGUGAUUCACUUGGUAUAUUCAAAACUAAACAAGAGAACUAUGGAACCAAGUUGGAUGUUUGGGAUCACUUGAGCCAAAGAGAGCUCUUGUUGGCCACUUCACAACCACCUGCCAACUAUUUUCAGAAGAUGAUACAGUGGACAGAGCAGGGAAAAGUUUGGAAGUUUCCAAUAGAUAAUGAACAAGGAAUAGAGGAAGAACAAAAUGUCCACUUUUCUGAGCAUAUAUUCCUUGAUGCACAUUUAGAAGGUUGGUGCCCAACUAAGGGACCAAUCCGUCACUUCAUGGAACUUGUCUGUGUGGGACUUUCCAAGAAUGCAUUUUACACAGUAAAAGAAAAACAGGAACACAUUAUGUGGUACAAAGAGUACUUUGAAUCUAAACAAGAUAUUCUUAAAGAUAUUGGUGUGUGGGAAACUCAACCAACCAGUGAAGCUUCUACGUAACCUUAUAUUAAUUAAUGAAAUAGGUAAUAGAUUAAAUAUGUAACAAAAUGAA